This is a messenger RNA of Stegostoma tigrinum, 6584 nucleotides long. RefSeq lists its product as uncharacterized. Gene Ontology annotation, molecular function: protein binding; GTP binding. The record is from RefSeq and is a predicted model, not a curated record. NCBI's taxonomy places the organism in Eukaryota, Metazoa, Chordata, Chondrichthyes, Orectolobiformes, Stegostomatidae. The transcript has 3 exons. The coding region runs from base 472 to 4344 and encodes 1290 amino acids.
CCACUGUCAGAUCUGAGUAAUAACGAAACGGCCAGCAUUUCUCGGAAACGAUUUCAUUGUCGGGAAGAGCCGCACAUGAACAAAGUGAAAGUUAAAUGUUACUCAAACAGCACAACUGUAUCUCUGAGUUGGCAGCAGCAUUUCGUGCACUCGUUCUGAACACUACAACGUGGUAAGGGAAACAUCAGUUCCUGCAGUAAAUAAUCUUUGCCUCCAUCUGAUCACAGCUUUACUCCACACCCCAAAACGUGUCAACACAAGUGACUCAGCCACUGAGUCAAUCGGAGACUGACUUCAACUCGCAACGCGGAGAAGCGUCUGAUGAGCCAGUGCUUUCGAACAAGUGCAGUUGUUACAGGAGCUGAGACCUCAGUGAAAACCCUGGUCCAUCCUGUCCCGAUAGUGAUUCCCCCUCGGCUGGAUCACAGACAUUUCAUGUACAGGUGAUACAGGAUUGGAUUGUGUGGAACAAUGAGUCACGGAGAAAGAGUGGUGAUGGAACAGGCAGCUCUGGGCCGUCCUUUCCAACUGGGAAUGCUGUACGACUGCCGAUCUGACUGUCUGAUCCCAGGGGUCACACUGUGGGAUUUAGAGAAAUUACAACCUCACGUACAAUCUCAGCGUAACACUGAGUUUCACAUCAUUGCAUCUGACUCCACUGAUAAAAAAGCCUCUGCGCUGAAUGUGCAUGGAUCACUGAAAGCAAGUUUCCUGGGUGGUUUGGUGGAGGUGACAGGAUCAGCGAAGUAUCUCAACGACACAAAGAAAUCGAGGCAACAGGCCCGAGUGACCCUCCAGUACCGAACAACAACCAAGUUUGAGCAGCUGACAAUGAACAGCUUGGGGCAACAGAAAAUAACCUACCCGAAUGUGUUUGAUGAGGGAACAGCAACUCAUGUGGUUACAGCAGUGCUGUACGGGGCUCAGGCUUUCUUUGUGUUUGAUCAAGAGGUCUCUUCGACAGAGAACAUACGGGAUAUUCAGGGUAACCUGGAGGGGAUGAUUAAAAAAAUUCCUUGUAUUGCAGUUGAGGGUCAGAUCUCCCUAGAAUUGACAGAGGAACAAAAAUCCAAUGUCCAAAAAUUCAGCUGCACCUUUUAUGGAGAUUUCUUCCUGGAAAACAAUCCCAGCACAUUCCAAGAUGCUAUCAAAAUCUACACAACCCUCCCAAAGUUACUGGGAGCGGAUGGAGAGCACGCAGUGCCCAUGAGAGUCUGGCUCUACCCACUCGACAAACUGGACUCUAAAGCUGCUCAACUGGUACGGGACAUAAGUAUUGGAUUGGUCAAUGACUGCCAGUCUGUGCUGGAGCAGCUCAAUGAGAUCGAAAUGAGAUGUAAUGAUAUGUCGAAAGACAGUAUCACGGUUCAAUUUCCAGAGGUUCGGAACAGGAUACUGAAAUUUCGAGAGAUGUGUCAGGAGUAUAAACUGGUUUUCCAGAAGGCUUUAUGCAGAGUGUUGCCGUCUAUCCGUGGAGGUGGUGCAGAGGAAGGGUUGCUGGUGGAUAUUCUGAAGAACAAGGAACGGUCACCGUUCAAACACCAGGCACUGGUCAAAUGGCUCGAUGGUAAGGAGCGGGAAAUGAAUGUGCUGAGAUCAUUUCUCAUAAUAUUGAAAGAUAUACCCAUUGUGAAAUCGAGGGGUGAGAUGGAUAGGGAACUCUUGGAUCCAGAGGCAGAGAAUGUGGUCUGUUUCACAUUCACAUCACUGCAUCAAGAGGAUUUCUAUCUGUCAGAAGCAGGCAGAUACCUAAAAUCUCUCACAGCUGAGAAAAUGCAGAUCCCAGAUCCUGCUACCCAGAUUAGUGCAGAACAUCACAACCAGCAGUGGUUUCACUCAGAGUCUGUAUCACAGAAGAUGAGGGCGCUCUCUCGUUUAUUCCGGGAUUUUGCCACAGAAAACAGAGUAGAAAGGAAAACAAAGUUCAUUGUUGCGUCAGUGCAGGAUGACAGUAAUGUGGGAUCAUCGAUUUACCUGUAUGAGGGAGGGUUUGUGGUGAAUUGCUGCUUCAAACCCCCAUCACAGCCGGAGAGACCCGUGGUCAGUGGAGUAACACAUGACAGUGUGACUCUCCAAUUACAGCCACCGAGAUGCGAUGCUGGUGAGAUUGUUGGGUACAGGGUGGAAUACCGAAACACCCAACAGGAGGAAUUGAAAACUGUGGAUACACCCAAUAAAUCCAAAUCCUUCACAAUCCCCAGGUUACAGCCGCACCAGAAAUAUCAAUUCCAAUACAGAGCAGUGACCAAGGCAGGGGUCAGCGUGGCCAGUGAGAGCUCCAGUGUCACCACACGUCCCACAGGCCCACCUGGUAACCCCUCCACACUCCAGGUUGACUGGUGUGACGUAACACUCACCUGGGACAGGCCGACUGAGAUUGGAGCCAGUGUUAAUAUUGUUCAGUACAGGAUAGAAUAUAGGGAAGGAAAGGCAGUUCGCUCCAACACAGAGAAUGGAUUGUGGGAGGAAGUAAAGACAAGAGGCUGUGAAUGUCAUUGUACUUUAGAGGGACUGAAACCCAAGACAUGCUACAGACUGCGAGUGUCUGCUGACUGUGGAGAAGGUGGCUCUAGUGAACCAAGUGAGGAGGUUCUCAUAGAAACAGAAAAUCAACCCAAGAGACUGGCUGUGAAACUUCAUAAAGAAAGUACAUUAACAACCAAAGGGAACCCUUCCAUUUACACACUGCGCUUACAGAAGAAGAUACUGGACAAAGCUGGACACCUUGUACGUUGCACCUUUGGAAAACCCUCCAAAAAACACAGUGGAAGGACAAUCAUGGUCCUUGGAGCAACAGGAGCAGGAAAAACAACCCUCAUCAAUGGAAUGAUCAAUUACAUCCUGGGUGUGAAAUGGGAGGACAAAUUCAGAUACAAAUUGAUCAAUGAAGGGACAGGAAGAUCCCAGGCUGAAAGUCAGACAUCAUCAAUCACUGCCUAUCAACUGCACCAUCGAGAAGGAUUCCAGAUUGAUUACUCUCUCACUAUCAUUGACACUCCAGGGUUUGGAGACACCAGGGGGAUAUCCCGAGAUAAAUUGCUCACUGAGCAGAUCCAAGAGUUCUUCACUUCCCCAGAUGGUGUUGAUCAGAUCGAUGCUGUGUGUUUCGUUGCUCAAGGCUCUAUGGCUCGUCUGACCCAUACACAGAAAUAUGUCUUUGAUUCAAUUCUUUCUAUUUUUGGCAAAGACAUUGCAGAGAACAUCAGAAUCCUGGUGACAUUUGCAGAUGGGCAGAUUCCCCCUGUUCUGGAGGCCAUCAAUGUUGCUGAGGUACCGUGUCCCAAAGAUAAAAAAGGUUUUCCAGUUCACUUCAAGUUCAACAAUUCGGCCAUAUUUGCUCAAAGACCAAUUUCUGGUGACUCUGUCAAUAAGAGGGACCCUGAUGGGAGCAGUGAGGAGGAGGAGGAGAGCAAUAGCUUUGAUGCAAUGUUCUGGAAGAUGGGAUCAAUCAGCAUGAGGAAAUUCUUUUCAGCUCUGAGCAAAAUGGAAACAAAGAGUUUACGUUUGACAAAGGAGGUCCUGAGAGAGAGGCAGCAGCUGGAGGCUGCGAUAGAGGGAUUGCAGCCUCAGAUUAAAAUGGGGUUGACCAAAGUGGAGGAGCUCAGGAAGACACAACAAGCUUUGAACCAACAUCAGGUCGAUCUGGAUGCAAACAAAGAUUUUGAGUAUGAGGUUGAAGUCACAGUUCCGGUACAGACUGAUAUCAGUGGGAGUGGUCAUUUCAUAACUAACUGUCAGAAAUGUCACUUCACCUGCCACUAUCCUUGUGCCAUUCCUAAUGAUAGUGAUAAAAGGGGAUGUGCAGCAAUGGGGCACAAUGGAUACUGCAGAGUCUGUCCAAGUAAAUGUGUGUGGUCUAUUCAUUUUAACCAAAAGUACAAGUUUGACUAUGAAACCAGAAAGGAGAAGAAAACGUAUAAAGAGCUAAAGGAAAAAUAUGAGAAAGCAUCUGGUGAAAAGAUGACACAAGAAAAGGUCAUGAAGAAACUUCAGCAGGAGUUAGAUGGUGUGCAGCAAGUGGUUUUCAAACUGAUUGAAACAUCAUCUCAGUGCAUUUUAAGACUUGAGGAAAUAGCUCUCAGACCAAACCCAUUAUCAACUCCAGAAUACAUUGACCUGCUGAUUCAAUCUGAGAAAGAGGAAGCGAAACCGGGAUUCCUGGAGAGAAUCCAGUCACUGAAUGAAGUCAAACAACAGGCUGAGAUAAUGGCAAAAAUAUCCAGACAAGAGGAGCUGUGCCCAAAAGAAUAUGGAGGCAAAGCAGCAGACGGUAAGAAAGGACUUCGGGAAAGAUUGAAAGAGAAGUUUUCUGACGUGUGCAAUUGGUUUCAGCUUUCAAAAUAAUUCACAUCUCAGGCUGGAAUAAAUGAAGACAACAAUGAAACAUUUAGUCAACAAAUGAUGUCGUUCACUUGUUUCCAAUGUCUGAAGCAAAUAGUUAGCUCGUUAAUAAAAGAAUUUCUCUCCAAAAAAAUUUCCUAAUUCUACUUCGCUGAUUGAACCAACUCAAUCCAGCUGUAACCAAAAUAGAAGCAAUUAUUGCCUGGCCUGUAUAUCUAACAUACAUUGCAUGAGGACACAAAUUUUAAAUAUCUUUAUAAUGCCGAUCCAAUACAUAGCUGAUUUGGUUGUGAGCUUACACUUCUCUAUUCCAAUGUGAUCACCAUAUAUUUUCUGGUCAUUCCUGAAUUUUUUGGCUAUGAUUAUUCUGGAUCCCGCCAGUGGGAAUACCAUCUUCCACUGAGCCAUCAUCCUGAUAGACCAGAGCAGCCGUAUUGCAGGCUGCUGCAAUUGAUCAGGCCAUCCCUGGAUCUCCUGCUGAUGAAGCAUUUGGAACUCCUUGAAUUUGUUGAUCUCCCCUCUAAUCUGCUUCAGUUUCAGAGCAGUGUCACCUUCACAACAGGGUGAGAAUUUACACUUCGAUUUUCUAUCCUGUGUUUCUCCUGUGACAAAGGCAUGAUGCUCAGUGGUUAGCACUGCAGCCUCACAGUGCCAGGGACCUGGGUUUGAUUCCACCCUCGGGCGACUGUCUGUUUGCACAUUCUCCGUGUGUCAGCGUGGGUUUCCUCUGGGUGCUCCGGUUUCCUCCCGCAAUCCAAAGAUGUGCAGGUUAGGUGGAUUGGCCAUGCUAAAUGGCCCGUUCAGGGAUGUGUAGAUUAGAGAGAUGGUUCUGGGUGGGAUGCUGUGUGUGUCGGUGUGGACUUGUUGGGCUGAAGGGCCUGUUUCCUACGCUGUAGGGAUUCUAUUCUAUGAUACUGAGAAUCAGGUGUGUGCCAGCUCCAUUUCUCUUCCCAGCUUGUAUUUCAGUUUGGUAUUGUAACUCCAAGACCCCAAGAAAAACAUGGAUCGUCUUGCUAGUGCUUUCUUGUGGGUUUGCACCAUUUAUCAUGAUGAACAUCCUUACAUCGACAUCAACAUCGAAAUUCUCACAUCUAUAUAAGUGCUCCUUUUAUAUUGGCAUCUCUGAUCUCAUCCGAGAAUGAGCUUUGAAUGUUAAUACUGCUGUCUUUGCUUUCCUGUCCUCUAUUUGUAGAGGGGCAUGUUUCUUUCUCUUGGAGGAGUAGAAUAAACUUAACAAAUGUCAUAUUACCUUUUGGAGUUUCUUUGAACUUCUGUCACAUGACUCUGACAAAGAGCACAUGAAACCUUUUUAUUAUGUGUUGUGACACAUUUGAUGUGAUGGAGCUUGUGUAUCAAGUCAAGUCAAGGAAAAUUCUCAACUCUCUCAGCAUUGCUAGUCCCUUUCAGCAAACUACCAAAUGGCAGUCUCUACUUCAGUUUAAACUUUUUGAAUGCCUGUAAGAUACAAUCAGCUUCUUAAUUCAUUGUGAGCUUCAGCAGUGCAUUCUGCUGUGUCUGUCAAUGUUUUUCUUUUUCAUUUCUGCACAAUUCAAGAUAUUUUCCUUCUGGCAUUAACGGGGGUUGCUUUUCCAAACCAGUAUUACAUUAAUUUAAGAUAAUAAAAUGUGAGGCUGGAUGAACACAGAAGGCCCUGCUGGGCCUGCUGGGUUCAUACAGCCUCACAUUUUAUUAUCUUGGAUUCUCCAGCAUCUGCAGUUCCCAUUAUCACUGUUACAUUAAUUUAAAAUGGUUUUGGCUUAGUCACAAGCACUUACUGCCACUAUACCAUGUAUUCUGGUUUUCUUUGUUUCCCAAAUGUUAGAAAUAAUCAGCUCGUAAAUGUGCAAAGAUGAGAAAUUUUGGCGUAAUAUUUGCUGUUUGGCUUGGUUCUCUUACAUAUGCUUCUUUCAUCCAGCCUGGAACAUUUAGACAUCAGUUGAUUUCUAGGUAAGUAGUUCCUAGCCCUUUUCACACAAUAGAAUAGUAAUUAACACAAGUACUGCCUUAGUAAAAGACAGAGGAGCUAAACUUACAUUAACAUUUGGACUCAACUUUUGCUAUAAUUAUAUGGAACUGUUUCAUUUAUUCAGAUUGUUUCCUUCAAAUAAUGAUUCAUAUGCUGUUGCUUGUGUUCACUUAUUAGACAAUAUUAUUUCAGGAAACAUUGUUUUCUUUGUUAAAUUUUAAAAUCACACAUAGCCGCUAUUUUUUUCUAAGGUUAUAUUCUGAAUUUCUUUUUGUAA